Molecule: messenger RNA, 1035 nt
Organism: Lytechinus pictus (painted urchin)
Lineage: Eukaryota; Metazoa; Echinodermata; Echinoidea; Temnopleuroida; Toxopneustidae
Product: deoxynucleoside triphosphate triphosphohydrolase SAMHD1-like
Exons: 4
Coding region: 18-371 (117 amino acids)
Biological process (GO): dGTP catabolic process
Cellular component (GO): nucleus
Molecular function (GO): dGTPase activity
Source: RefSeq, a predicted model, not a curated record
UAUAUAAUCUAUAUCAGAUGUUCCACACCAGAUACACUCUCCACCGGAGAGCCUAUCAACACAAAGUAAGCAAGAUCAUUGAACAUAUGAUUGCAGUUGCUCUGAUCAAAGCUAAUAGACAUCUCAGGAUCUUUCCAGGAGGUAAAGGGAAGAAGUUGACCAUGUCUAAAUCACUUGAUGACAUGCAUGCCUACACCCAUCUGACAGAUAGUGUACUCGAACACAUCCUCACCUCCCAGAAUAAAUACCUGAAGGAAUCCAAAGACAUCAUCCAGAAGGUUCUAACCAGACAGCUUUAUAAGUGUGUAGGAGAGGUACAACCGCCUGCAGACAUGGAACUACAGGUAAUGAUUAUAGGUUUUACAGGCUAGCGUUCAGACUCACUCGACACUCCGUUUUGUUUACGAUCAGCCGUGCAUUAAGUCUUUUGUUAACCAUGCGAUAGCUUCUGUGGGAAACCGGUGAAAACAGUUUAUUUAAUGAGAUUAUGGAAAUUCAAGCCUUAUUUCAAAUAACCAGACCUUUGUUAUUUCUUGACCAUUUUCUGUAAUUGAGGUAUCAAAUUAAAGAGCACAUAUUGAACUUUUAAGACAUGUGAUUUUCUUUUUGAAAUUCAUAUACCCCCCACCAAAUGAGUUUUUGGUAUCCUUCCUUCAAAUUGUUUUUGCUCACGCAUGCGUGAAUGAGGAAUAAUCUAAGUAAUAUCAGAUGGAAGAGGAGAUUAUAAGCUUUACAUUGGUAGGUCAUUUGUCUAUUUUAUUUUUGAUUAAGUUAUGAUAAAUCAUCGCUAAAUCCCGGUUUCGUUUUUUCUGGGACGCACUGUAUAGGAGGUGCCAGGUAAAAAUGGCAGAGGUAAAAAUGGCAGAGGUAAUAAUGGCAGAGGUAAAAACGGCAGAGGUCAAAAGAGCAGAGGCAUAAAUGACAAGAGGUAAAAAUGGAAGAUGUGAUAAUGGCAGGGGUAAAAGUGGCCGAGGUACACUAUUAGAAAAAAACAGUAGAUUCUACAGAAGAAAAAUUAAAAAACAAGUUUUACAG